AUGAAUAACACAACUAAAUUUAAUUCACCAUCAUCACUAUAUUCUGAAAAUAGUUCAAUAGUAAUGAAUGCAAGAAAUGUUGCUUCAUUUCAACGUAUUUUAUAUGGACGACCACCACCGACAACACCACGAACUGAACAAUCACAUGUUAUAGAGACAUGUAAUGUUAAUGAACAUACUAAAGAUCCGUCAGCUCGUUCAAUUUUAAUUGAUAGUGCAACUCGACAAUCAGGUUUUCUUCCACAUGAAUAUCGAUUAGCAAAUACAUUUGAAUCAAUUCGUCGACGACGUUCAGAAUAUAAAUCAUCAUCAAAACCAUCGAAAAUAAUACCUCGAACAUCUUUUCGAACAUCACCACGUCUUGAUGCUUUUGGUAAUUUAACAAGUACAAUGAGUAAAUUAGCUGAACAACGUUUAAUUUUACGUCAAAAAUCAAUUAAAAAAAAACCAAAUUCAUCACCAUUUUUUGAUAAACAAGAAGGAUAUAUUGUUAUGAGUGAUGCUGAUUUUGCAACGGAUAUACCAAAUGCUCUUGAAUUUGUUUUACAAAAUAGUAAAGGAAAAACUACGAUGGAAUUAAAUUUAUUUGAAACAUUAAAACGAGAACGUUUAGAACAAGCUCGUUAUCGACUUUUACCAAUAAAUCGAGCACCAUAUACCUAA
Messenger RNA from Rotaria sordida, 663 nucleotides. The record is from the annotation of a GenBank genome assembly. NCBI's taxonomy places the organism in Eukaryota, Metazoa, Rotifera, Eurotatoria, Philodinida, Philodinidae.